Messenger RNA from Dreissena polymorpha, 1030 nucleotides. Its product is annotated as serine-rich 25 kDa antigen protein-like. The coding region runs from base 19 to 570 and encodes 183 amino acids. The record is from RefSeq and is a predicted model, not a curated record. The transcript is spliced from 3 exons. Lineage: Eukaryota; Metazoa; Mollusca; Bivalvia; Myida; Dreissenidae.
AAUGAUCUAGGACCAGUAAUGAUGCGGAUGUUUGUGGUGCUCUCUGUUGUUUCGGCUGUGAUGAUGACAGGGUAUGGGGCCCUACAUCAUCCGUGGACUGCGAAAGAGUGUGAGGAGAUCGGCAAACCUCACCUGGUUAAGAAAUGCAACGGAAAACACGUUUUCACGUAUUAUUUUGACGGUAGAGGAUGUGUUGAAACGGAAGAAGGCACAUGUUUACAUGGAAAAAAUAAAUUUCACACGGAAGAAAAAUGUAAAAAGGUGACUGUACAUUGUGAAAAGAAAGCUGAAGGUGGAAAAGAAAAAGAUGCAGACAAUGUUGACAAACCAGCCGACAAACCAGCCGACAAAACAGCCGACAAACCAGCUGACAAACCGGCCGAUAAACCAGAAGACAAACCAGUCGACAAACCAAGCGACAAACCAGCCGACGAACCGGCCGACAAACCAGAAGACAAACCAGUCGACAAACCAAGCGACAAACCAGCCGACGACAAACCAGAAGACAAACCAGACGACACACCAAUCGCUGCUCCAGCCGAAACCCAUGUAGAUGCAGGGGAUAAUUAAGCAGUCGAUCAAAACGAUGAUACACCUGCGAAUUAAAACCAUAAGGGAGGCGAAAAAUAAUACAGACCUCUUAACAUCUAAUAAACAUACAAAUCAAUUAAUGAAAUUUAACGACAUAUUGCAUGGAGCUGGAUUAUUCUUUUUUAUAUCUAAAAUAGAACAAAAGUACUUCAAAUCAUUCCUAUGACCAUAAUAAUAAGGAUUAAGAACUAUAUUGUUAUAAACCUUUCUGAAUUUCGUGCAGCUUAAGUUUGUAUCAGAAUUUAUGUCUGUGCAGUUAUCUGUAGGACACAAGAUCGUCACGGUCUAUUCCAAUAUGAUUCAAAGCUAUGAACCUAGUGUUUUCAGAUGAUCAAGUAAAAAUAUUAAUAAGCUUUAUACCAGGUGUUGAACAGAGAUUAAAAUCAAACCGUGUAUUUAUGCAUCGUAUUUUCCUCAAAUGUUCGAAUAAAAACGUAUA